AUGGACGACACACUAGACCACACGCUUGGGUCGACAAGAACCGAUGAGAAGCAACUGACUCCAAAGCCUACGCCCCAGCCUCAACCUGAAGUCAAUGUCAAGAAAGAAGUCAAGCAGGAACAAGAGCAGGAAUCUUUACCGGAAGUCAAACAAGAUUCUGGACAUGAUGUCAAACCAGAAGUGAAGCAAGAAAACGCCGAGCCCCAUGGACAAGUGGAAGCAUCAGUUCCAAACACGAACAAGAGGAAACGUGAAUCCACGGAGCCUUCGGGCGAGCCGUAUGACCCGUCUGGAGAGGCUCUGCCACCGAAGGCGAUUUUUCACCCAUCCUUCAAGAAAACAGAAGAAUGCGCCCAGGAUAUUGUCAAUCUCUUCGUGUCAAUCAUCGAUGAGCAUACAGGAGUGGAUGAGGGCAUCUUGUCUUUGCGGGCAGAUGGCUUCAAAGCCAUGACAAUGCCAAAAAUAAAAGACACUUACGUAGGUGUUCUAGGGAUAACUGGAAGUGGCAAGUCAUCCUUGAUCAAUUCUUUGACCAGUUACGAGUUUGCACCGAAGAGCGAUGCUGGCGCGUGCACAGCAGCCCCUCAGGAGUUCCGCAGUCGGCACCGCCAACAAAAACUAAAAUUUGCUGCGGAAAUAAUGCUUAAACCUCUGAAUGAGUGCGAGACGAUGCUCAUCGACAUGAUCAAAGACAUUUGUUCCUUUCAGGAGCAACGAGAUCAACGUGCAGCUGUCAACGAAAUCGCCUUCGGAGCUUUUGAUAAAAAGGCCCGCACCUAUGUCGACAUUUUUUACGCACUCUUUUGCAACCACGAGGAAUGCUCUAGCCAAGAUGCGGUGUUAGACACUUUCGCUUCUUUACAGAUCGAGGAAGAUGCCGAAGACCUCCUCCCGUUGGAUCAGUGGCUGUCCUCACUUUUCUCUGACUUGAACGUGACGGAUGGCAAGGUAUACUUUGAGGCGGAUAGUGAAGAAGAGCUUCAUAGUAUCAUUGAGCCAUUCGUCAGAAUGAUUGAGCCAAGCGAAGGCGAUGACGAUUGUGAGCCUUCGCCAUGGCCGUUGGUCGAAGUGGUCAGGAUCUACGUCGACUCCCCUUUGUUGAAAACUGGCGUUGUCUUAGUAGACCUUCCUGGUCUUAAUGAUGCAAAUGAAGCCAGAGUACAGGCUUCCGUACGAUAUCUAGACAAGCUGGAAUUCACCAUCGUGGUUGGCGAUAUAAAGCGCGCUGAGGACGAUGGGUCCGUGUACGAAUUCCUCGUACGGGCUUACCGUCGGAGGAAGAGCGGUUCCGCUAUCAUGGUCUGUACUCGCUCAGAUGACAUCGACAACAAUCACAGAGGUCGCAUGAGAGAUGCCGACGCUCCCGCAAAAGAGACAUUGAAAAGGACCAAUCGAGACCUCAACAAAGUCCGGAAGGACCGUAAAUCGAAACAGGAUGCCUUAGAAAAAGCCCAAGACGACAGUGAUGAUGAAACGGCGAUGAGACUUUCUAAGCUCGUCAGGGAACUCAAGUUGAAAGAGUCAGAACUCGAUAGGGAGUAUACUGGAGCCUCCAUUGCAGUUCGGAGCAAAAAGACCGCAAACGCCUUGAAGAGAAAUUACAAAGAGGCAGUCGAAGACAAGAAACCUCUGCAGGUCUUUUGUGUGUCAAACAAGCUUUACGACUUACAUCGCCAAGGAUUUCACAAACGCGAUAUUCCCAUUUUGAGUGUGGAAGCUACAGAAAUACCGGCCCUUAGAAGCCACAUACUUGGGCUACCAUCCAAAAAACGACUGGACCAACUAAAGGAACUCGCGCAAGACUCUCUGCCAAACUUCCUCCUCCGAGUCAAGUUGUCCUGCUGCAAGACUUCCUUGCAGACUAAGGCUGCGCUGAUCAAGCUUGUCACUGCUCCGCUAGAGGACUUUGGCGCGAAAAUCCGGCAGAUUUGCGCAGAAUACAAGGCCAAAGUUUUGACGCCCGUCAUCGCGCAAUUGGAUUCUGAUCACCCAGAGUGGAUGAACCAUACCCGGAGGAAGCUUGAAGAAUGGGAAGCCCUCCGUUGGAUGUCUGGUAAAGCUUUUUGCCGUCGAAGCGGCUAUUGGAAGGUCCAAGCCACGGGAGAUUUUGACUGGAAUGCGGAGAUGUUGAAGCCGGUCUCGGAAGGGCUUGAGUCACUGAGGCCGUCAUGGACAGACGCAGGCCAUCUCAUGUCGAAAUCACUAAACAAGGCUGGUGAGGACCUGGUCGACAGUAUUGAGUACGGUCUUCAGAACAACCUCAACGAGCCGCAGAAGGAGGCACUCUUAGUCUUCCUUAAACUUCUGUCAAGCCAGAAAGAUACGUUCAGCCGGAGAGUGAACGAAGUUAAAAUAAAGGUGGAGAGGGAAUUUGAAAACAGAACUGUCGUAACAAGGGCGACUACAUCACAGGAUGCACACAAUUCAUACUUUGUAGUUGCAAUGAAGCCGAUCUACAAGGAAGCUUACGAUUUCAGUGGCAAGGGCUCGCACAAGGAACGGUUCAAUCUUCUUCGGGAUAAGAUAUUGGCUCCUGAAAAAGGCCCAUAUGUCGCUAUCAAGGAUGGCUUCAAGAAAGCAUGCGAGAAGAGCAUCGACGAGCAAGCCAAAUACCUCUCUGAUGCUGCCAUGGCGAUUUUCACAGAUGUUUCCAGUAGUUUAUCCAGAAGCAUCGACGACGGGGAGGAAUCUGUGUCUAAGGCGAUGCAAAUCCGGCAGCGGUUGGAGAGCGAACUUCCAAACGCCCAAGAUAUCAUCAAGGGUCGUCUUACGGACCUACUAGAGGAUUGCGAAAUUGCCGAGCGUGAGUAG
Aplosporella prunicola CBS 121167 is the source of this 2811-nucleotide messenger RNA. RefSeq lists its product as uncharacterized. NCBI's taxonomy places the organism in Eukaryota, Fungi, Ascomycota, Dothideomycetes, Botryosphaeriales, Aplosporellaceae. The transcript is spliced from 8 exons. The record is from RefSeq and is a predicted model, not a curated record. The coding region runs from base 1 to 2811 and encodes 936 amino acids.